Messenger RNA from Macrosiphum euphorbiae (potato aphid), 1167 nucleotides. Lineage: Eukaryota; Metazoa; Arthropoda; Insecta; Hemiptera; Aphididae. The record is from the annotation of a GenBank genome assembly.
AUGAUAAGUUAUACAAAAUUCCAAUGUUUUUUAACUUUGGUUUUAUUAUGUUUUGUGAAUUUGGGAUACAGUGCAAAAAUACUAGGAUUAUAUGAAGGUGAUAUUUGCCGGAACGUCGAUGGAGAAACUUCCAACUACAUUUGUAGGACUUUGGAAAAGUGUUCAGUUGCAAUCGGAGAACUUGGGGAAAAAAUUAACCCCCCAAUAUGCUCUUACAACGGAAAUACUACAAUAGUUUGUUGUCCACCAGAAGUUUCGAAAUCAUAUUCUGCCUCUGAAAUGUGUAGAAAGUAUUCAGAAUCAACUUAUCUUAAUGAAACUAACAAUUUUUUGAAAGGCAAUUAUUUGAAUGAGGAAUAUAACAGAGAUUGCUAUGAAGCCAAUCCCUUAAUUACCAGCGGGACAACUGCAGCUGAACCAAAGAAAUUUCCUCACAUGGCUUUGUUGGGUUAUGGUGAAAAACCGGACAAUACAUUAUGGUUUUGUGGAGGAUCCCUGAUAAGUAAUAGAUUUGUACUAACAGCAGCCAACUGCGAAAAAAUUAAUGCUAUAAAUCCGUUAUAUGCAAAAUGGGUUCGCUUAGGUGAACUAGACUAUUCUUCAGAAACGGACGACGCCAAACCUGCAGACUAUAAAAUAGUAGAACGCAUAAUACAUCCAAAUUACAAAUCACCUUCUCUGUACAAUGAUAUAGCAUUGUUUCGUUUAGAAAGAGAUGUAGAUUUCUCGGCAUAUGUACGACCUAUUUGCCUAAAUACAGAUAAUAUAUUAACACCUCCAGCAAUAAUGGCCACAGGUUGGGGAAAAUCUGUUUCAGAUCAAAGUCUUAGCCCACAUUUAUUAGAAGUACGGUUAAACACUAUUUCGGCGGAAGAGUGCGAUAAUCGCUUCUCAAACGUGGCAAACAAAAAAAAUAAAUUAGCAAAAGGAAUAGAUGAAAACUCAAUGGUAUGUACUGACAAUUCGAAAGUUGGAAAUUCAAUUUGUAAAGGCUAUGGAGGUGGGCCAAUUCAAAUAAAACACAAUAGUUACAAAUGUAUGUAUUCUCAAAUAGGAAUAGCAUCAUUUGAAGGAAACAUUUGUGGACAUGAAGGAUCGUCUGCAGUUUUCACACGAGUAUCGAAUUAUAUUUCAUGGAUUGAAAGGAUCGUCUGGCCACAAGUGUAA